UGGGCUACCGGGAGUGCCAGCCUAGCCCUGCACAGCAGAGGUGGUGGUGGUGGCCCUUGCCCUUGGUUUUUAUUCUGCUUGCGCUCGACCUCGCAGCCAUGGAGGGACCCCAGGAGCUUCUCAGUGGGAAGUUCCAACUCUGCUUCACUCCAGCUGCCGGGACCAGCCUCCUGAUGCUCAGGCUAAACGAUGCGGUGUUACGUGCGCUGCAAGAGUGUCGGCGGCAACAGGUUCGGCCAGUGAUCGCUUUCCAAGGCAACCGAGGGUAUCUGAGGUUCCCAGGCCCUGGCUGGUCCUGUCUCUUCUCCUUCAUAAUGUCCCAGUGUGGCCCAGAGGGCCCUGGUGGUGGCCUGGACCUUGUGUGCCAACACUUAGGCAGGUCUGGGCCUAACCACCUUCACUGCCUGGGCCCACUCAGGGAGCGCCUGACUAUUUGGGCAGCCAUGGAUUCCAUCCCUGCCCCAUCUUCAGUUCAGAGACACAAUUUAACUGUCCGUGCCAGAGAUCCUGAGAGUUGGCAGAACAUAGGAGACUAUUCUGAAGAAGACACAAUUUCACAGCCACAGAUGGCACUAAAAGAGGUGCCAGACCCACUGGCAAGCACCCAAGGACAGUCACUCCCAGGAUCCUCAGAGAAACACAUGGCACAGUGGGAAGUGAGAAACCAGAUCCAUCUUCCAAACAGAGAACCUGAUCAGACACUGCCUUCCUCUGCUAGCCAGAAAUAUUUGGACAAGAAACGUCCAGCACCUACAACCCCUAGAAGACUAAAAGAAAAGAGGCUCAGAACCUUGCCUUUAGCUCCAAGUCCCUUACAAGGACUGCCCAGUCAGGACCUGCAAGAUGGAGAAGAUUGGGAGCAAGAAGAUAAAGAUGAAGAUGAUAUGGGCCCCAGGCUGGAACACAGUCCCUCAGUUCAAGCAGAUUCUGAAUCCCCAAGCCCUGAAGAAGUACCAGAUUACCUCCUGCAAUACAGGGCCAUCCACAGUGCAGAACAGCAACAUGCUUAUGAGCAAGACUUUGAGACGGAUUAUACUGAAUACCGCAUCCUCCAUGCUCGUGUUGGGGCUGCAAGCCAAAGGUUCAUAGAGCUGGGAGCUGAGAUCAAGAGAGUUCAGCGAGGAACUCCAGAACACAAGGUGCUGGAAGAAAAAAUAGUCCAGGAAUAUAAAAAGUUCAGGAAGCGUUACCCAGGUUACAGGGAAGAAAAGUGUCGUUGUGAGUACCUGCAUCAGAAACUGUCCCACAUUAAAGGUCUCAUCCUGGAGUUUGAGGGGAAAAAGGGGGACAGCUGAAGCUAUCAGAGGGCUCUUUACCCUCUCUCUGCUCAGAUAUCAAGGAACAAAGCAACUAUAAACUGCACAGAGUGCAACUGUCAGCUCUUCUUAUUGCUCAGUCCAUGGUGGCAAGUGUGAGAGCUCCUCUAGACUGACUUUCAUUGUUGUCAUACUUUACUUUUUAGGGUGUAGUCACAGUGGCAAGAUUAUACAGCUGUGCCCAGGAGACUAGGAAGAAUAGCAGAGGCUUGGCUUCAUCUUUAGGUCAGCCAAGUCAUUUUCCAAUCCUGAGAAAUGACACCAUUUCCAGGACAAGAUAUCUUGAGAACAUUAGAAUUUAGCCUGGUAGCCUCCCUAAACAGUAGUUAGAACUUCUGGUAACAGAUCUAAAAGAACUUGUAAUACACAUGGAUAUAAUGGGAAAGGGCUUGGUUGGUCCCCUUGUACUAAAAGUGAAUUCUUUUACAAACAUGGUUAAAAAUGAAAACUGA
This is a messenger RNA of Suricata suricatta (meerkat), 1768 nucleotides long. RefSeq names its product elongation factor for RNA polymerase II 3 (gene ELL3). The record is from RefSeq and is a predicted model, not a curated record. Gene Ontology annotation, molecular function: cis-regulatory region sequence-specific DNA binding. Gene Ontology annotation, cellular component: transcription elongation factor complex. Bases 99 to 1295 code for a protein of 398 amino acids. The transcript has 11 exons. Gene Ontology annotation, biological process: positive regulation of transcription elongation by RNA polymerase II; transcription elongation by RNA polymerase II; snRNA transcription by RNA polymerase II. NCBI's taxonomy places the organism in Eukaryota, Metazoa, Chordata, Mammalia, Carnivora, Herpestidae.